AUGUCCAUCCAGCCUGCAGGGUUCCAGGUGGUGGUGGCUGGUGAGGCCUCGGAAUCGGAGGAUUCAGAUGGGGAGGUGGCUGCUAUACUGGAGGGGGGUGCUGGCAGGGGGGGCAUGCCAGACCCCGCCCAGAAAGCGGGCGUGGUCGUGAGCGGGGAGGCCUCGGAGACCGACGACGAGUCAGACACAGAGCUGGGGGCAGAGGUCACCGCAGCGGACAGGCAGCAGCAGACAGCAACAUUAACAGCAGAAGCACCAUCAGAGAGUGAAGGACAGUCUCAUGCGGGAAAACCGGAGGCCGAUAAAAUCCCUGCCAAGUACAACACUCUGCUGCACAAGAAACUGGACGAGAGGAACAGGAGUUUAAAGAAGAAUAUUAAAGAAUUUCUGUCAGCCUCAUAUCACCAUGGCAACAGAACCAUCCACACCUCCACGGAACAUCUCAUCAAGUCCAAGGCUGCUCUGCAGGACGUGACCCAUAACCUUAGUGUUAUCCAGCGAGACCUGGUCAGUCUGCAGGAGAAAGUGGACAUCAUCUCCACGUGCAAUCUACUGCCACAGCUAACUGUUCCACCAAGGCACACAGCAGCACCAUCCAGCUGA
Molecule: messenger RNA, 603 nt
Organism: Branchiostoma floridae (Florida lancelet)
Lineage: Eukaryota; Metazoa; Chordata; Leptocardii; Amphioxiformes; Branchiostomatidae
Product: biogenesis of lysosome-related organelles complex 1 subunit 3-like
Exons: 5
Coding region: 1-603 (200 amino acids)
Cellular component (GO): BLOC-1 complex
Source: RefSeq, a predicted model, not a curated record